This is a messenger RNA of Prunus armeniaca (apricot), 1503 nucleotides long. NCBI's taxonomy places the organism in Eukaryota, Viridiplantae, Streptophyta, Magnoliopsida, Rosales, Rosaceae. The record is from the annotation of a GenBank genome assembly.
AUGGAGGAUGAAAAUGGACUUGAGCUUAGCUUGGGUCUAUCUUGUGGUGGAUCUGCUGCCAAAUUCAAGGGUAAAAUCGGUGCUCCCUCGAAUACUAAAGCAGAAGAAGGUGAUAGAGGCAGCAAACUAGUGGAUGAUUUUAAGGACUUUCUUCAUGGUGGGGCUCAGAAACAAGACUCAAGUAGUAGCUCUCAAAGAAGUGAUUCAUUGAUACCUAAGGAAAACUUCUUUAAUGACCUUUCCAAGGCCAAUGUUGAUGCAGAUGCAUCAAUCAACUUGAACGGGAGAGGAGUCUGGGUUGCCAACAAUAACAAGUCUGAUGAAUUAGAAGAGGAAAAACGGUCAGAGGCUGGAAACAAACGCAAGAGUUUGUUCGACGAGAUGAACCAUCAAAAGAAGCAUGAGAGAGAAACUCAUUACACUGAUAUGCAUGACAAGACGAGAACAUCACACAUUUCCAUAACAGAGGAUGGCUCAACUGUUGAAAAUGAAGACGUGGCAGAUUCUGAAGUGGAGGGUUCAUCCUCAGUGCUGAUUUCCCAACAUGAUGAGGGAUCUAAGCGAUUUGUUGGAUCCGGUGACUCUUCCGAAGCUCAGAAGGAGGUUCGCCGGUUUGCUGAAUCAAGUGUUGUGGACCUAAAUGGGCAGAAGAGGUUUAAUAUUUCAGCUGAAAAUAAGCUUGGGAACAUGGCAUAUGGCAGUCCAUUCUCGGUGCAAUCAGUAAACAUGAUGAACAUGCCUUACUCUCUUCCUAUGAAGGAGUCUAGCUCUGUUGGUGCCACCAGCACAUCGGGCCAUCCGAUGCAUGGAAUGAUGCAGGUGAUGCCUACUGUGACUAGUGAGCGAUCAGGGACUCAACCUGUGAAUCCUGGAAACUUGCCAGUGUUGUUUGGCUAUUCACCAGUCCAGCUCCCAAUGUUGGAUAAGGAUAAUUCUUGGGGUUUGGUUCCUCACACUCAACAAUUCCAUCCUUCCUAUGCUGGCAGAAAUCCACCAAACUCAGCUGGGAUGCAAGUAAUUUCACAUAAUUCAUCUGACGUAGCACAAUAUGAUGGGAGGAUGUUAGAACGUGGCAGAGGCGAUGGCAAACAGAAUGUCACUGAAGAGGGCUCCUCUUCUCAGGCGGAAGAAGACAUGAAAGUAAGCAGCACGAACCUCAGGAUAAAAGAUGCACCUGACCGCUCAACGGCAGAGGAUUUCUCACUUGAUUUUUCAGCUAUAAAACCAGGUAUUGCUGCAGACAUAAAAUUUGGGGGAUCUGGUUCCCGCCCAAAUCUGCCAUGGGUUUCUACCAAAGGUCCAGGCCCAAACGGCAGGACAAUUUCUGGUGUUACUUACAGAUACGGGGCAAACCAAAUCAGGAUAGUUUGUGCUUGCCAUAGUUUGCACAUGUCCCCCGAAGAGUUUGUUCGUCAUGCAAGCGAAGAACCUUCUAAUCCCGAAAGUGGCACUGGUAUGGCGACGUUUCCAAAUGGCAAUCCUGCGGCCUCUGCACAGAGCUGA